This is a messenger RNA of Ostrinia nubilalis (European corn borer), 1279 nucleotides long. Its product is annotated as solute carrier family 25 member 35-like. The record is from RefSeq and is a predicted model, not a curated record. Bases 198 to 1139 code for a protein of 313 amino acids. The transcript has 6 exons. Lineage: Eukaryota; Metazoa; Arthropoda; Insecta; Lepidoptera; Crambidae.
AGCUGAUUGUCACUUUGACGUUUCAGAAUGUGACGAAUUUCGUAUGUGUAUUACGAAACAAAUAAGAUAAAAUAAAAAUUCCUCGGAGUUCUCCAGUUUUGGACGACACACGAUGCUUGUGGCGGAGUUUAUAAUAGAAUACAGAUGAUGACUGAACCUUACCGGUUGUGAAAAACAAGCAGAAAAUCGUCCGGAAAAUGGCAGAGCGCAAAAAAGAUGGCGUUGGGCGUGACGUCACCGACCUGGCUAUGGGGGGCGUGUCCGCCAUGUUCGCUACUCUCUUCACUAACCCUAUUGAGGUUGUGAAGACCCGUCUCCAACUGCAAGGCGAGCUUAAGGCCCGAGGGCACCAUGCCGUGCACUACAAAAGCGUGGCACACGGCCUUUACGUCGUCGGGAGGACAGAGGGCCUGGCAGCGCUGCAGAGCGGCCUGCCUGCUAUGCUGGGGUUCCAGUUCUUCUUGAACACGUUUAGGUUAGGCGUAUACCGCAUUUCCGAACGCCGCGGCCUGACCACAGACUCCAACGGCCGUAUUUCAAUAUUCAAGGGUGCCUUAGCAGCAGGCGUGGGGGGUGCCCUAGGGUCCAUAGCGGGCACCCCCUUCUUCCUCGUGAAGACGAGGCUUCAAGCUCAAGCGGCGCAGGCGAUCGCUGUGGGGCAUCAGCAUAAACACGCUGGCACCUUUGGAGCCCUCGCUGAUAUUUACAGAAAGGAAGGCGUGAGAGGUCUAUUCCGAGGAGUUCAGCCUCAAAUCCCUCGCGGCGCAGUCGGCAGCAGUUCCCAAAUGGUCAGCUUCUCCUUCGCGAAGGAACAACUCCUGGAACGCGGAUGGUUCAGAGACAGUCCACUGCUGCUGUCGUUUGCGGGUGCCAACCUGGGCGGCCUGGUCAUGACGGUGUGCCUGAACCCGUUCGAUGUCGUCGCUACCAGGCUGUCUAACCAAGCUGUGGACAGCCAAAACCGCGGUCUUCUCUACAGCGGCAUGACGGACUGUUUUGUCAAGAUGCUUCGCGCGGAGGGCGCGCGCUCGCUGUUCAAAGGCGUCGGAGCUAACUACACUCGCCUCGGGCCACAUACUGUGUUACUACUGGUUUGUUGGGACCAACUAAAGGCUCUCGAAGACAGGAUACGCAGCUAAAAGUUGUUGGUAAAUUCCGGUCGCCGAGCAGAUAGAAUUUCGUCCAAUGACCCCAAGCUACCCAUCUUUAUCGCUCGCGUGUAAUUAUAUUGCUGUCGCGCUCGCACACUCACUGCGGCCGCUCGUCGCGUCGCUUAGUC